CGUAUCAUUCAUCAACAUCAGCUUGUAAAACCUCUCUUGGUUCUGUAACCCUCCUCUCUUUUCCCUUACUAAAUAAACCACACAACGCCGCUACAAAGUCCCAUCUCACGACCCAUACUCGUUACUUGGUAUCAUCUAACGUCGGAUCACUGGAGAAGGACUGAUCUGAGCUUCUUUUUAUCAUCGUCAUGACCGACAAGAAACCAUGGCUUGGCCCUGAAACCUUCCCAACCAUCUGGAUUUGGAUCUGCUUGGCAUCCAAUCUGACAGGUAUUGCUGCCCUAAUCACGCUGAUUAUUGCAGAAUUUGUGGUCUUGGUCAACGAUUAUUCCAACUACCAUGCUCAGUAUGGUUACAACUAUCAGGCCAGGGGCUACCAAGGUAGCACCGGAUGCGGGCAAGUAGAGUAUACCAACGCUCCCAAACAUCUCGGUUCUGCAAUCUGGAUGCUGUUUUACCAGUUAUCCAUCAUCGUUUUAGCUACACUGGUCAUCGCCUCUGAUUUGGCCUGGCGAGCAAGUAGCUACAACGCCUGGGGCGGACGAUGGAUUUCCACCUUUUAUGCUACUGGUAUCACGGAGGGUAGUAUGCACCCUGGACUGUACUACUAUGUAGCAGCGAAUGCUUUCUUGAAGCUGUUUUUGGUGGUGCUGUAUAUGAACCAAUCAUUUUACGGUAUGAGGGGUCAUUCUUCGCAUGCCUCGCCUUAUAGCAAUGAUGGGGAUAACAGCCACUAUUAUACAGGAACUUCUUCAUCCAGCGCAUCAUCGUCGUCGUCCUCAAGUUCGUCCUCAAGUAUCUCACAGUAUUCCUGGAAACGAGGAAACGGUAGCUCAGUUAAAAUUUACGGUGUUGAGGCCUGGGUGUACUUUGCGGGGUGGAUAGCUCUUUGCUCCAUCAUCCCCAGCAUGGUCGCGUUCCUAUAUUUGGCAGCUUGGGGAAAAAAGAAGGUUGAAGAGGGCGAAGGCGGAGAAGGCGGGGCUGAGGUGGGCGGCGGUAAGGGAUGAAUGUCGUAGAUUAGGUUGAGGUGCAGCUCAGUAUGUCCGACGUACUUCGAAAUCUUCCCCCACUUUCUCGCAUGAAA
Cryptococcus deneoformans JEC21 is the source of this 1084-nucleotide messenger RNA. RefSeq lists its product as hypothetical. Lineage: Eukaryota; Fungi; Basidiomycota; Tremellomycetes; Tremellales; Cryptococcaceae. The transcript is spliced from 3 exons. The record is from RefSeq and is a predicted model, not a curated record. The coding region runs from base 189 to 1007 and encodes 272 amino acids.